AUGAACCUGGCAGACUCGGAGCGGCUGGCCGGCGCGCUGGACGCCGCAGGGUACGCGCGGUCGCCCGACGCUGGCGCGGCCGACGUGCUGGUGUACAACACGUGCUCCAUCCGCCAGAAGGCGGAGGACAAGCUGUACGGCGCGCUGGGCGUGCACGCGGCGCGCAAGCGGCGCCUGGGCGCCGACCUGACCAUCGUCGUGGCGGGGUGUGUUGCGGCGCAGGAGGGCGCGGCGCUGCUGCGCCGCGUCCCCGAGAUCGACCUGGUGAUGGGGCCGCACCACGUCCACCGCCUGCCCGCCCUGCUGGAGCAGGUGAGCUCCGGCUCCCAGGUGGUGGCCACCGAGGAGCUGGACUGGGCGGAGGAUGUGAGCGUGCCGCGCCGCGACUCCACCCUCUCCGCCUGGGUCAACCUGAUCCACGGCUGCAACGAGCGCUGCACCUACUGCAUCGUGCCCACCACGCGCGGGCGGGAGCAGAGCCGGACCCCCGCCGCGAUCCGCGCCGAGAUGGCGGCCCUGGGCGAGGCCGGGUACCGCGAGGUCACGCUGCUGGGACAGAACGUGGACGCCUACGGCCGGGACCUGCCCGGGUCCGCGCCGGACGGCUCCGGCCGGCGCGCGCACACGCUGGCCGACCUGCUGCGCGCCGUGCACGACGUGCCCGGCAUCGCGCGCAUCCGCUUCGCCACCAGCCACCCGCGCUACUUCAGCCAGCGCCUGGUGGACGCCUGCGCCGACCUGCCCAAGCUCUGCGAGUUCUUCCACGUCCCCUUCCAGUCGGGCGAUGAUGAGGUGCUGCGACGCAUGGCACGCGGGUACACCGCCGCGCGCUACCGCGCCAUCGUGGAUGGCAUUCGGCGGCGCAUGCCCGACGCCUCCAUCAGCGGGGACGCCAUUGUGGGGUUCCCGGGCGAGACCGAGGAGCAGUUCCAGGGCACGCUGCGGCUGGUGGAGGAGGUGGCGGACCUCAUCAAGAGCGACCGCCUGCAGCGGCUGAACGUGGUGGUGAACCGGGUGGCGGGCCAGCGCGCGCAGCGCUUCCUGGACCGCGAGCUGGAGGUGCUAGUGGAGGGGCCCAACCCCAAGGACCCAGGGCAGGCGAUGGGCCGGUCGCGGCACAACAAGCUCGUCUUCUUUGACGGGGACGGGGCGGCACUGCGGGGCAGCCUGGUCAUGGUGCACGUGCACAAGGUGCAUGCCUACAGCCUGUUUGGGGAGCUGGCUGGGCGGCCCCUGGCGGCGCGGAUGUAG
Molecule: messenger RNA, 1251 nt
Organism: Auxenochlorella protothecoides
Lineage: Eukaryota; Viridiplantae; Chlorophyta; Trebouxiophyceae; Chlorellales; Chlorellaceae
Product: (Dimethylallyl)adenosine tRNA methylthiotransferase MiaB
Exons: 3
Coding region: 1-1251 (416 amino acids)
Biological process (GO): tRNA methylthiolation
Molecular function (GO): methylthiotransferase activity; 4 iron, 4 sulfur cluster binding
Source: RefSeq, a predicted model, not a curated record